Populus nigra (black poplar) is the source of this 1781-nucleotide messenger RNA. RefSeq names its product NAC transcription factor 56. The transcript is spliced from 3 exons. The record is from RefSeq and is a predicted model, not a curated record. NCBI's taxonomy places the organism in Eukaryota, Viridiplantae, Streptophyta, Magnoliopsida, Malpighiales, Salicaceae. Gene Ontology annotation, molecular function: DNA binding. The coding region runs from base 95 to 1165 and encodes 356 amino acids. Gene Ontology annotation, biological process: system development; regulation of DNA-templated transcription.
CUCUAUGCAACAUUUGAACCACCUCUCUAAAUUGCAUGUUCUCUGAUAAUAAACGCUCUAAAUCCCAGGACUCCUCAAUCUCACUACUCCAUCAAUGGAAAGAACUGAUUCCUCCACAGGAGGUGCGGGCGGUGGUGGUGGCCGCGGCUCGCAACAACCAAACCUUCCACCGGGGUUCCGGUUCCACCCCACUGAUGAAGAGCUAGUGGUUCACUACCUCAAGAAAAAGACCACUUCUGCCCCUCUCCCUGUGGCGAUUAUCGCAGAAGUUGAUCUUUACAAGUUUGAUCCAUGGGAAUUACCAGCUAAGGCCACUUUUGGUGAACAAGAAUGGUACUUUUUUAGUCCGAGAGACCGGAAGUACCCGAAUGGAGCUAGGCCAAACAGGGCAGCAACUUCAGGGUAUUGGAAGGCUACAGGAACUGAUAAGCCAGUAUUAUCUUCAGGAGGUACACAAAAGGUUGGGGUUAAGAAAGCACUAGUCUUCUAUGGUGGUAAACCUCCUAAAGGGAUCAAAACCAAUUGGAUCAUGCAUGAAUACCGGUUAGCUGAUAACAAAGUCAAUAACAAGCCACCAGGAUGUGACUUGGGAAACAAGAAAAACUCUUUAAGGCUUGAUGAUUGGGUGUUAUGUCGGAUAUACAAGAAAAACAACACACAGAGACCACUGGGUCAUGAUAAAGAUGAUUCCAUGGAUGAUGUGCUUGGAUCAAUACCGCCUUCGAUAUCAGUUGGAAGCCAUCAGAAUGGAACACUGCAUCUUGCAAAAGGAACAAACUUCGGGGCAUUGCUUGACAAUGACCAGAAUUUAUUCGAAGGAAUAAUCAGCAGCAGUGAUGGUAUCAGAAGCAGCAGUUCUUCUUUGUCUCACAUGGCCUCUUCAGUAUCCAAGCGAGACCUACUUAUGCUUCCACCCAAAAGAACACUCCCAUCACUAUAUUGGACCGGCGAGGACAUGGUUGGCCCUUCAUCAAGUAAGAGAUUUCAAGGGGGUAUUAAUGGUGAUGAAAUUGUUGUGAGGACCGAUGGGAAUAGUUCCGUAGCCACCCUGCUCGGUGAACUUCCACAGACACCUCAAUUGCACCAACAGACAAUGUUGGGAUCUAUGGCAGAUGGGAUUUUUAGGCCACCAUAUCAAAUUCCAAGCAUGAAUUGGUACUCUUAAAUUAAAAUUAGUCUUAAUUCAUUGGUCUAUGCAUAUAUUAUAUUUAGGCCUAUGAAUACAUUCCUGGUGGGUAAUUUGAAGCAGUCAAAUGAUGAUCACGGUAUAUACUUGUUUGUAUAUACGAUCGCGAUUAAUUAGUAGUAGUAUCAGCUUCCCAUUGGGGUAUUGAUCAGAUUUUGAUUGUUACGAAGAGAUUAGAGAGUCAUUUAAUGGCCUCCAGUUUCUCCAAAUUAAUGACACAUGUAGCUGCCAAUUUGAAGCGAGGCCAUAUAUAUAUAUAUAUAUAUAUAUAUAUAUAUAUAUAAAGACAUAUAUAGUUGCAUAUAUAUUCUAUACUUGUUUGGUUUUCGAAUAUUGUUGUUAGGGAAGCGAAGAAAAAUUGGAGGUGGGAUCCUGAUAUUGUAGAAAAAUAAAAUUGUUAAGUGAUAUAUAUAUUGCUUUAGGAUAAGAUAGAUUAAACCUUGUAUGUACAACAGUAUAUAUAUUCUUACUGGAAGUUGCUUAAUUAUCCCAAAAACAUCACUACUGUUUAUCGUUUGCCUUUGUGUAUAUUAAUUUGUGUUCAUCUGGGUGAUCAUUUAAUAAGAUUGUGCUAUGAGUUGUUUUCGUUGUUCAA